Messenger RNA from Moneuplotes crassus, 892 nucleotides. Lineage: Eukaryota; Ciliophora; Spirotrichea; Euplotida; Euplotidae. The record is from the annotation of a GenBank genome assembly.
AGCUUUCAAGACCCUGAGCAACAUCAAAUCUUCCAAAAAGUGUCCAGAAAGAAGGAAGAUCUUCACAACCCAGCAGAAGAAAAGACAAAUCAGUAAAAAUCUCAAAUAAAAUCAGAUGAAAAGAUCGGGUGAAUGAUCUUUGGGAUCCUAGUCAACACAGCAGAGGCUGCAAGAAGCGACAUCCUCCAGAUAUGAUCAAAUCUCAGGCAUUUGAAGCCCCUAAGAUCCAAGAGAUCCUUAAGAUCGAAGAAGCACCUAAAAGUCUUGAGAAAAGUGCUGAAAUUAUACCCAAAAUUAUGACUCCCAUCAGUAAAAAGUCCUCAGAAGUGUCUGACUUGGAGAGAGAUGAUGAAAGUUCCCCCAGUGAGGAGUCCCUUGGCAGUAUCCAUGAUUUGAAAAGUGGUAUACCUCGGAUAAAUCUCAAUUCGAAAGAAAGUCUUUGGACUAAAUCUCAACGGGACACUGAAGGUUCAAGGCCACGAACAAUGGGCACCGGAGGGAUCAGCAUAACUGAGAAAAUGAAGACCUUGCCCAAAAAUAGUGCUCUAUUUAGAAUCUUUGAACGCAAUUACGCUGAUGAUAAGGAACAAAGUCUCACAUGGAAAAAUUUAGAACUAAAAUCCCAGAACAAAGAAACCUUUAAUGCUUAUUAUAAAAAACUCCAGAAGGAACAAGAGAAGCAUAAGGAGUGGGAAAGGACUUUGCCAGUACAAGAGAGACUAAAGAGAAGAAAUAACAAAAAGCUUGAACUAUUGAAAGUUCAUAGCCACAAGAACAGUGUUGCCGAUCAGAUGUCAUGGCAGAAGAAGAGAGAUGGCUUGCAUACUACCAAGAAUUGCUCGUUUGUAAAUCUCAGAAUUCCAAAAUUUAAGAAAGGAUAAUUCAAUUGGUC